UCAGCUGUUUGCUGACAGUUCGCAUACAACAAUAAAGACAAAACAUAAGAAAAAGAUAUUUUGCCAAGUUGUCAAUGUAAAAACGCAAAUAAAUAAAUUAACUAUAAAAAAUACACAAAAAUAAUAUUGUUUAAAUAGAGUAAAUAUUAUAGUGUAACAAUUGUGUAAGCGUUCGAGGAAUUUCAAAUAUGUCUUGGCUCAACAGCAGUCUGAAUACAUUGAAAGGCCAACUAACCACUCUCGCUCAGGAGGUGCUUGCCGAGACAGCAGGUCCAGGAGAUGAGGAAUAUCGAGGCCCAGAAAUUGAAACACGUACAGCGGCUGAACUGCUUGCUGAUACACAAAUCGAAAAUAAACAGUUAGACAAAUUAUGCAAUGAAAAAGAUAACGAAAUUGCUUUGCUGCGCAAACAAAUUAACGAGAUGCAAACGAAAAUCUUAGAUAGUGGAGGUGGAUCUGCAAGUACGUCGAAAUCGGUAAGUUCAUGCAAGAAAGAAAAAUGGCAAGCAACCAAUUAAGCUUAGGGCCAAAGA
Molecule: messenger RNA, 533 nt
Organism: Anastrepha ludens (Mexican fruit fly)
Lineage: Eukaryota; Metazoa; Arthropoda; Insecta; Diptera; Tephritidae
Exons: 2
Coding region: 189-518 (109 amino acids)
Biological process (GO): DNA topological change
Cellular component (GO): chromosome
Molecular function (GO): DNA topoisomerase type I (single strand cut, ATP-independent) activity; DNA binding
Source: RefSeq, a predicted model, not a curated record